AUGUGUGCACAGGCUGUGCGCAGCAUGGAAGGGGCUUGCACCAAGCUGGAUGAAGACAUCUUGGAUAUUCCACUGGACGACCCAGGGGCCAAUGCAGCUGCGGCCAAGAUCCAGGCCAGUUUCCGUGGUCAUAUGACUAGGAAGAAGAUUAAAGGGGGUGAAAGGGAGCGCAAGAGGAAGGACCCGGAGUGUACGAGCAGCACCCGUGCAGGGGACCUACGCAACGGAGAUUAA
This is a messenger RNA of Eublepharis macularius, 234 nucleotides long. RefSeq names its product neurogranin (gene NRGN). The transcript is spliced from 2 exons. Bases 1 to 234 code for a protein of 77 amino acids. Gene Ontology annotation, molecular function: calmodulin binding. The record is from RefSeq and is a predicted model, not a curated record. NCBI's taxonomy places the organism in Eukaryota, Metazoa, Chordata, Lepidosauria, Squamata, Eublepharidae.